This is a messenger RNA of Chenopodium quinoa (quinoa), 1473 nucleotides long. Its product is annotated as F-box/LRR-repeat protein At3g26922-like. Gene Ontology annotation, molecular function: protein binding. The coding region runs from base 1 to 1473 and encodes 490 amino acids. The record is from RefSeq and is a predicted model, not a curated record. Lineage: Eukaryota; Viridiplantae; Streptophyta; Magnoliopsida; Caryophyllales; Amaranthaceae. The transcript has a single exon.
AUGGAGCCUGCUCAGAAGAGAAUUUGUAAUGGCGGCCGCAACCCAGAAAAAAAACCACCACAAUCACCACCACCACCACCACCACUAGAUAGACUCAGUGACCUCCCUGAUUGUCUUCUAGUACACAUCCUGAAUGAACUCCCCAUCGAAAACGCUGUCGCCACCUCGAUCCUUUCCAGUCGUUGGCUCAACCUCUGGACUCUCAUGACUAAAAUAACUUAUCCACCUUAUCAUCCCAACUUCCACCCCUUUCAUUACUACUACACCACCCUUAAUCACCUUUUUUCCCAACUCGUUUCCCCGAAAAUCGACACAUUUCACAUUGAUUUCGAUUUCCACCAGUCUUACAACCUGCUGGAUGAAGGCGACAUAGCAACUGACAGGGAGUACCACAGUUUCCUGCUCCCUUUGCUCGAACAUGUCUGUAGCCGAAACCCUGAGAUGAUCAAGGUAGACUUCCGUACCUAUUCUUGGAAAUCUACCAAUGUAUUCAAUAUGGCUACUUGUGUUUUUAACUGUGAAUCGCUUGUUAGCCUGAGAUUAUAUCUUGAUUUUGAGUUUGAUAAUUUAUCUGCUGAUAAGUUACCGCUCAUUAAUCUGCCUAAUUUGAAAAAGCUAUGUAUGAAUCUGCGCGAUCUAAAUCGUGUUUUGAUGGGUGUGCUGUUUAAGUGUCUUCCUCUAUUGGAAGAAUUAAAGUUGGUUCUAGAGUUGAUCGAGCCUGAUCACUUAAUUAAUAUAUCCGCCCCUAAUUUGAGGCGGUUAUCUAUAAAGUUAGAUGAAAAUGAAGAGGAUGUUUUAACUGAGAAUUGCAAGUUUGUAAUUGAUGCCCCUAAUUUGCAAACCUUAGCAAUAGAAGGUAUAUUGGCAUUUUAUAAAUUUGUUAGUAUUCCAUCUGGAUUAAGUGAUGUGAUGAUUUCGAUUGAAGAGAGUUGUUUUAAUGAUAGCCAACUCCGUACUUAUACUAGACAAGUAAUGGGGUUGCUUCGAGGGAUUUACUGUGCUAAAACCAUUGUCUUGGACGAAUGUGGUUGUCAUCUUGUGUAUUGCAUUUAUAUGUUGGAAAAAAUUAAUCUGAAUGGAUUUCGCCCUCCAAUAUUCCAUAAUUUGUGCGAUCUUAGCUUUAUUAUAAAAUUCGAGGGGAAUAGAUUUCCGAGUUGUCUCUUAGCCAACCUUAGGAGGCUAGUGAUAGAGGGUGUCGAGUGCUACGACCUUGAGAUCAAGUUGGUCGAGUACAUCUUGGCUCAUGCUCCGGUGAUGGAGGAGAUACAAUUAUCGGUUAAUCCAGAUGACAGUGUUAGUGGAUCUGUAAUAGAUGUGGAUUUACUUGCGGAAGAGUAUGAAUACUGUCAGAAAAUGUUCAAGCUUCCAAAGAGAUCGCCGGAUUGUCUGAUUGAUUUCUACGGUCUGGUGAUUCAGACUUCAAGUGAAGACGUAAAAGAGGAUGGUGAACUUAACUACACAUUCGUGGAAUGA